UUUUCGUUGAAACUCACCCUGGCGACACACUCGCCACCUAUAUCACGCCAUACAAGCAACGCGAUGGGCAUAUCGCCCAUUAUGGCAAUGCUUCGCGCGAGUGGCUUAUGAUAAUCGACAGGAACCUCUUUCGCGUCUCAAUCUCCUUCCCCCUCCGACGGCUUCCCGGUCAUUCACAACGUCGGUAUCCUUACAUAGCCCCAGGCCCUCCGACGCCGAUAGGCUCAACUCCGAGAACGUCUCGGCGAAGGCGGGAAAUGGGGCUUCGUCGUAUAUCGCACCACGUACGGCGACGACCAGGGUUGGAAGCGAGUCAAAGAGACCAUUCAAGAGGUCUCGGCAUCUGACAUAGAGGCAUUAAGAGCGCCGGAUUUGGCCAGUUCCCUUGACUGCGUCUUUAUGGACGACAAGGAAACCCUGGAGAGCAUCUCACGACCAGAACUUCGGAAACGCUUCCGCAAAUGGGCGGGCCCGCGAGGCUUUCAAGAAAGAGGAACAAAGCCAUCCGGAUUGAUGAGGACAGUUUGCGGAGCAUUGUGUAUGACAGUGACCCCAGCGAUUGGUGGAAUAUGGGUCACGUUAAUUUCAUUAAUUCUGCGUGGGAGCCUGAGGGGGCUCCUGAGACCGAAGAAGAAAGGCUGGCAAUACUCGGAGAUGAACCGCUGCCGCCUAUUGAUGGCUAUACCGACGAAGACGUUGGCUGGAUGAAGCUCAAAAUCCACAAUCUGGGUAUCAGCUUCCACCUAAUCGCAGAUAGUUACGUGGAUAACCACUGGUACCCCGGUUACCAAAGACCGCCUGCGAUUGUGGACGUGAAUACAUAG
This is a messenger RNA of Sodiomyces alkalinus F11, 824 nucleotides long. RefSeq lists its product as hypothetical. The record is from RefSeq and is a predicted model, not a curated record. NCBI's taxonomy places the organism in Eukaryota, Fungi, Ascomycota, Sordariomycetes, Glomerellales, Plectosphaerellaceae. The transcript is spliced from 2 exons. Bases 462 to 824 code for a protein of 120 amino acids.